AUGGCUCACGGGGCUGUAGAUCAGAUCUCUCUCCCGCCUUCCUUUGCUCCCUCCCCCACACUGGGCUUUGCUGCAGUCCUCAAUAAGGCUAAACCUCCUUCCCUCCCUGGGGUCUUCACACCCUGGGGUGUCUUCAUGGAAGGGUCCUUUGAGCAGGAUCUUGAAGAAUGCAUAGGAAAUUUCCCAGAAGAAAGUGAUGGGGAAGACAGUGGAAUUCCAGCUGACUCUCGGAACCGAGUAGAGUGCAAGCUCAUUAACCUUCGCGGAAGUUUUGUGAGGUGGUGGCUGCUGCUGGUGCCGCUGCUGUGGUCGGGGCUGGCUCUGGGCACGCUCGCCGUGGACGGCAGCCCCCACCGGGUCCUGUACGACCUGCUGUCGGAGCAGCAGUUGCUGGAGGUGGAGGACUUGUCUCUGACCCUGCUGCGGGGAGGAAGGCUAGGGCCACAGUCCCUGCCCCCGGACCUGCCAGAUCUGGAUCCCGAGUGCCGGGACCUGCUGCUGGACUUCGCCAACAGCAGCGCAGAGCUGACGGGGUGUCUGGUGCGCGGCGCCCGGCCGGUGCGCCUCUGCCAGACCUGCUACCCCCUCUUCCAACAGGUCGCCAGCAAGAUGGACAACAUCAGCCGCGCCGUGGGGAAUACUUCAGAGAGUCAUAGUUGUGCCAGAAGUCUCUUAAUGGCAGAUAGAAUGCAAAUAGUUGUGAUUCUGUCUGAGUUCUUUAAUUCCACAUGGCAUAAGGCAAAUUGUGCAAAUUGUUUAACGAACAAAAGUGAAGAAUUAUCAAUUAGCACGUUAAACUUCCUCAAUCAAUUUAAUAACACCUUGACCUGCUUUGAGCAUAACCUUCAGGAGAGCAUACACAGUCUUCUGCAGUUAAGAAACUAUUCAGAAGUAUGCAAAAACUGUCGCAAUGCGUACAAAACUCUGAGUAGUAUGUACAGUGAAAUGCAAAAAAGGAAUGAACUUGAGAAUAAGGCUGAACCUGGAACACAUUUAUGCAUUGAUGUGGAAGAUGCAAUGAACAUUACUCGAAAACUUUGGAGUCGAACUUUCAAUUGUUCGGUCCCUUGCAGUGAUACUGUGCCUGUAAUCGCUGUUUCUGUGUUCAUCCUUUUUCUACCUGUGGUCUUCUACCUUAGUAGCUUUCUUCACUCAGAACAAAAGAAACGAAAACUCAUUCUACGUCAGAGGGUAAAUCCAGUUCCUGUUACUCCAUCAUGGCUGAAAGCAGAAGUCCUACAGCCUCCUCAGAUCUGCCCUGAAAAAGCUUAAACGAACGCAUUGGGAAGAUCAAACUCAAGUAACUUAGCUGCAUGUCAGAAUAUAGCAAAUCCAGUGUCCCGCAAUGUAAAAUUCACAAUGUCUGUCAUCUAGGAAAAAUGACCAGGCAUACGAAGAAGCAGGAGAAGAUGACCCACACCCAGGAGAAAAAUCAACCAAUAGAGACAGAUCCAGAAAUGACAGAGGUGAUGGAAUUAGCAGACGAAGAACUUAAAACAUCUAUUGUAAAUUGUGAGGAUGUAGAGGAAAACAUGUUGAGGAGAGAUAUGUAAGUUCCUUAUUUUAUAAAGAACCAGAGACUUAGAUCCUAGUCUUGAUGCUUCCACGAGCUGGCUGUGUGAUCCGGGAGAAUACCUCUCCCUCUGUGGGCUAAUGACGUCCCUGCUAAUGCUCUCUUCCUCUCGAUCUUUCUCACCCCAUGAGUUCUACAUCCUACGUAUCUGCAUGUCUCCAUCUCUACCUCCCAAUCAUCUCUCCCCUGGACUAUGGCCAGUCUCCCAUCCUAGAAACUGCCACACCCAAUCCUUUUCUCCCACAACAUAGCCAGAGAGAUUUUUCUAAAAUGAACAAUAAACCAUGCCUCUCUUCUCGCCCUCCACUGCCCUUAGGAUAAAAUCUGAAGUCCAUCUUGCAGACUCGAGGCCCCUCUUGGUCUGGUCCCACCCUGCUAGCUCCCUUGAGCCUCUCCAGAAACCAUUCUUUCCCUCACGGCUCCACUCCUGCCCUUUCACCUGGGAGCUUCUUGCCUAGAACGUAUCACCCGAUGAUUUUUUCACUCAAUUAAUUUCUGCUUCUUCAUCAAAUUCCCAGUUUAAACACCACGUCCUCAGGGAAGGUUUCCCUGACCACCUAGGUCCCGCCCCAUGACUCAGUUGGGCGCUGCUCCUGCUCUGCACUUUCCUAUUUCUCGGAUUCAGUGGUCACAGCACUUAUUUCACCACAUGGUAAAUGCUUAAUUGUCUCUGCCCGUCCCAACCUCUGUGCCUGUUCCCCAUGGUGUCCCUGGUUCUAAAAAGAACAAAGGAAUGUCUAUCCUCUGUAAUCUAUUCCAGUUCUGCUCCUCCAUCCCAUCCCCAGAGCCCUGUGCUAGGCCAUGGCCCUGUCACCCUGGAUCAUGAAGUAGCCUCAGACCAGCCUCCCUGCCUGAGUGUCUUCACACAAUUCACUCUGCUCACAGCAGCAGGAGCCGCUGUCCUCAAGCAUUUGAUCAUAUCACUGCCCUCCUUAGAAGCCGACAGUAGUUCCAAUUGCCUCUUGAAUUAAAUUAAAACUGUUAAGCAUGGGUUUCAAGGGUCUCUACCAAUUAGCUGCCUCCCUCCCCCCACAUCUAACUGAUGUCAUCUUCUCACAGGCCCUCAAGCAAGGCUUCCCCUGCUGCCCUGAACACCUGCGCCAUGUCCGUCACCUCCCUCCUAAGCCAGUACCUGGGGCAUUUCUCUCCUUUCUUAGCCCACUCCCUCUUUCUCCCAAGUCAUAGCUCUUCCCCCAUUUUAGAAAUACAGG
Messenger RNA from Myotis brandtii (Brandt's bat), 2784 nucleotides. RefSeq names its product osteopetrosis associated transmembrane protein 1 (gene OSTM1). Gene Ontology annotation, cellular component: cytosol. The record is from RefSeq and is a predicted model, not a curated record. Gene Ontology annotation, biological process: osteoclast differentiation. The transcript has 8 exons. The coding region runs from base 1 to 1272 and encodes 423 amino acids. Lineage: Eukaryota; Metazoa; Chordata; Mammalia; Chiroptera; Vespertilionidae.